Molecule: messenger RNA, 1156 nt
Organism: Procambarus clarkii (red swamp crayfish)
Lineage: Eukaryota; Metazoa; Arthropoda; Malacostraca; Decapoda; Cambaridae
Source: RefSeq, a predicted model, not a curated record
AGCCAAGAAAGAUGACAUCAGGGCCAAGAAAGAUGACAUCAGGGCCAAGAAAGAUGAUAUCAGGUCCAAGAAAGAUGACAUCAGAGCCAAGAAAGAUGACAUCAGGGCCAAGAAAGAUGACAUCAGAGCCAAGAAAGAUGACAUCAGGGCCAAGAAAGAUGACAUCAGAGCCAAGAAAGAUAUCAGAGCCAAGAAAGAUAUCAGAGCCAAGAAAGAUGACAUCAGGGCCAAGAAAGAUGACAUCAGGGCCAAGAAAGAUGAUAUCAGAGCCAAGAAAGAUGAUAUCAGAGCCAAGAAAGAUGACAUCUGGUCCAAGAAAGAUGACAUCAGGGCCAAGAAAGAUGAUAUCAGGGCCAAAAAAGAUGACAUCUGGUCCAAGAAAGAUGACAUCAGGGCCAAGAAAGAUGAUAUCAGAGCCAAAAAAGAUGACAUCUGGGCCAAGAAAGAUGACAUCAGGGCCAAGAAAGAUGACAUCAGGGCCAAGAAAGAUGACAUCAGGGCCAAGAAAGAUGACAUCAGGGCCAAGAAAGACGUCAGAGGGGGCCCAAAAAAGAUGUCAAAGACGCCAAGAAACAUAUUAGAGGGGCCAAGAAAGGCCAAACAAGCUGUUAGAGAAGAUUUGAAAAAUGUGAAGGAGGCCAAGCUGUCAAAGGCCAAGAAGAGAUCAGAUGUUAUGACUUGUGAAGUCACAACUGACCAAGAACCAAAGGAGGAAGUCACAACAGACCAAGAACCAAAGGAGGAAGUUAUAACAGACCAAGAACCAAAGGAGGAAGUCACAACAGACCAAGAACCAAAGGAGGAAGUCACAACAGACCAAGAACCAAAGGAGGAAGUCACAACAGACCAAGAACCAAAGGAGGAAGUCACAACAGACCAAGAACCAAAGGAAGUCACAACUGACCAAGAACCAAAGGAGGAAGUCACAACGGACCAAGAACCAAAGGAGGAAGUCACAACGAACCAAGAACCAAAGGAGGAAGUCACAACGAACCAAGAACCAAAGGAGGAAGUCACAACGAUCCAAGAACCAAAGGAGGAAGUCACAACAGACCAAGAACCAAAGGAGGAAGUCACAACAGACCAAGAACCAAAGGAGGAAGUCACAACGAACCAAGAACCAAAGAAGGGAAGUCAUAAUGGUACCAAAAAUGCC